GCGGAAGUGGGCGGGGUGAGCUCCCACGCGCAUGCGGGAAGCGUGGUUAGUUGGAGGAGGCUGCUACCAUGAGGUUGAAUCAGAACACCUUGCUGCUGGGGAAGAAGGUGGUGCUGGUACCCUACACCUCAGAGCACGUGCCUAGGUACCACGAAUGGAUGAAAUCAGAGGAACUGCAGCGUUUAACAGCCUCAGAGCCGCUGACCCUGGAGCAGGAGUAUGCCAUGCAGCACAGCUGGCGGGAGGAUGCAGACAAGUGCACCUUCAUUUUGCUGGAUGCAGAGAAGUGGCAGGCCCAGCCAGGCAUCACUGAAGAGAGCUGCAUGGCAGGAGAUGUGAACCUCUUCCUCACAGAUGUAGAAGACCCCACCUUGGGGGAGAUCGAGGUCAUGAUUGCAGAGCCCAGCUGUAGGGGCAAAGGCUUCGGCACUGAGGCCGUUCUCAUGAUGAUGUCUUAUGGAGUGACUAACCUAGGUCUGACCAAGUUUGAGGCUAAAAUCGGGCAAGGAAAUGACCCGAGCAUCCGGAUGUUCCAGAAACUUCACUUUGAGCAGGUGGCUAUGAGCAGCGUCUUCCAGGAGGUGACGCUCAGACUGACCAUGAGCGAGCCUGAGCGGCAGUGGCUUCUGGAGCAGACCAGCCACGUGCAAGAGAAGCCCUACAGAGAUGGGUCAGCAGGGCCCUGCUGACAGCAGGGGCGCCGCACAUUCCAAAGACCAGAGCCCCGCAACAGGAGUAAACAUACAGAGCUUUCAGUGCCAGAGAGCUCCUGGUCCUGCUCCAGGCUGAGAAUCACCUUUUAGGCCCUUCAGACUCUGGCCAGGCUUGCCUUGGCCUCUCUUCACUGGCAAUAUGGCUGAGUGGACUCCAGGGCCUGUCCCUCCUCUCCCCUCCUGGCCAAACCCAGAUCAGACUCAGAACCUGGAGUGGAUGGCAGGAAUCCACAGGACAGGUCAGGGUGGAGGUGGGAGCCAGAGGUGCAGGGGCACCUGGAGAACUGACGGGAGUGGACACGCCUUUCCCCAUAAAGGCCGGGGGCAUCACCCUGUGGCCACUGUCCUGGCUGGGAGUAAAGCACACUCCAAUCAGGUCAGUGGCCAAGUAAGAUAGUGUCUGGUGCUAGCUCAGCCUGCUCUGGAAGCACGGCCUGCUUCCCUGUUUCCUUAUUCAGCCUGUGUGGAGAACUACCAGGAGGCCCAUCUUAGCAUCUGGUCCUCUGUUGUCCUGCAGAAGCAGGCUGGUGUGACUCUGGAAAGACAGGCAGCUUAGAGAGGGAGUGAGUGGCCAGCCCCUCGACCUAGUGUUCUCGUUCUUUUUACUCUUCAGAGCCAAGUAGUCUUGCGGAGGAGUAAGUUAGUUUUGGAUACAGCUUCUUGUGGCUGGAGAACAUCCUUCUGUUGAAGGUUGGGUCCUCCUGUCAGUUGCCAGGGCUGCAGGAGAAGUGGAGGCCACUCAGUGGUACCCUUCUGAAGAGGAGGGCUUUAGGCUGCUCUGCUGUCUGUCCCUCCUGCUCUCCCAUGCUCUGCUUCUGGGAGCAGCUGCCCCUGACCAGGCCAUGAGGGGGCAGUGGAGGCCCAGGUUUAGGAUGGCCUGGCUCCCUGGCAACAGCUGCUUACAGAGUAGAGCUGGGCCUCAGGGUGGGGGCGACACUCUUUGAUUUCUGACUGUCCCCCGUGCCCCGUCAUAAUCCAGGGUGGCAGUCAAGAAAGGCUGGGCAUGUUUUCAAAACACAGCAUGGAAGAAUGCUUGUAGGGCAUUUUCAAGUGGGGGAAAACAGUCCCAAGUAAGGUGACUUGCUCAAGGCCUCCCAGCCCCCUCAAUCUCGGCACCUCACAGCCGACCAUCCCUGUGGAAAGCAGUAGCUCUAAAACAUGCUUGAAUCUAAAAGCAAAACUUCGCUUGCUAUGGCUGUUUGUGCUGUGCUCCAGUCUCUCCGCGAUAGGAGUUCCCUCUG
Messenger RNA from Cynocephalus volans (Philippine flying lemur), 1954 nucleotides. It is a transcript of the gene NAT9, whose product is annotated as N-acetyltransferase 9 (putative). The transcript has 7 exons. Gene Ontology annotation, molecular function: N-acetyltransferase activity. Bases 69 to 689 code for a protein of 206 amino acids. The record is from RefSeq and is a predicted model, not a curated record. Lineage: Eukaryota; Metazoa; Chordata; Mammalia; Dermoptera; Cynocephalidae.